UGCUGCACACCCGGAACUACAAACAUGGCAGGUACGAUUUGCAUCUCUGCCGAAUAUGUUGACCAUAAAAACCGCACACGCAGAACGUCAACACAACAAGAUGGACGUUGCUUUCGGAAUCGCGAUGCUCCCGCAGCAUAAGCGUUGAUUUGUUGGGACGCCGCCGACGAGGAAGAUGUUACUGGCGUCCGCCGUGGUCGUGUGGGAAUGGCUGAACGAGCACGGCCGCUGGCGGCCCUACAGCCCGGCGGUGUGUCACCAUAUCGAGGCGGUGAUCCGGAGCGAGCCGCGCUGCGCUAGCGUGGUCCUCGGCCAGGUGGACUCUCGCCUCUCGCCUUACAUCAUCGACCUGCAGUCCAUGCACCAGUUCCGCCAAGACACGGGCACCCUUCGAGCGGUCCGCCGCAGCUUUUACGAGCCCACCUCGGCGCCCGGCCAGGGUUGGCUGUGGGAGUGGGAGAACGACGUGGGCAGUUGGACAGCGUACGACACGGAGGUGGGCAUUGCCAUCCAGGCGGCGCGCGACCGCCAGCAGCCCUGGCUGGACCUGGCGCCGCUGGGGUUCUGCUACCUCAUCGACUUCGGAAGCAUGACCCAAAUCAACGGGCAGACGCAGCGCUGCCGCCGCAUCCAGCGACGCGCCGAUUUGGCUUACCCCUUGGUGUCGGGGCCCCUGCCCAAAUCCCACCACGGAUGGGCACCUGCGUAUUUGCCUCACCCCGGAGGAGCCGUGGAUGUUUCUGCCGGGGGAGCGGGAAUCAGGACGGGAUGCAUGGGGGGAGGAAAUGGGAGCGCGUACCCCAGUGGGGCGCUCCCCGCUUCAGCUAUCACCUCUUUGGGACCCCCCUGUUCCUGCCAGCAGUGCAUGCUGCUGCUCAGUGUCAAGGUGGGCACCGUGUCCAGCGCUCAAACUCUGGGUCGGAGACCGCCACAGACUAAACCACCCAGUCCCAAACUGUACAGUCACCUGAUCCCUGGAGGGCCCUUCUCACUGACACUCCCACGGUUGCCCUCAAUCUCACGGUCACUCUCCCCUCACAGGACGUCCACAGUCGGGGCGACAAGCGGCCCCGGUGUCGCGGGUGGCGGUCUGGGAAUCGGAAGUCCGGAUACGGGCGGAGGCUUCACGCACUCGCUCUCCCUUCUCAGCUCUGCAACCGCCGCCCUGUCCCUCAACUCCGGCCGCCCUCCGCCCCCAUCGCUUCCUCCUCCGCCGCCGCCCCCGCUAUCUACCCCGCUGCCUACCCCGCCUCACCCUUCCACAUCCCUGUCCUGUAUGGCUCCGGCCGCGCCCGCUUCGGGCCCGCCUCUCGGCUCGGCCUGUGCGCCCUCGCCUUCCGCCCGCGUCCUGGGACCGCUGUCUUCGUCUCUGCCGCCGCGAUCCAGCCUGGCGGGGCUGAGCCGACCGGCGAUGCAGCGCCUCGCCAUGGCGCAGUCCCGCGCCCUUAUCGCCUCGGGAGUACCGACGGUUCCCGUAAAGAACCUGAACGGCUCCAGCCCUGUGCACCCUGCCCUGGCCGGGAUUACCGGCAUCCUCAUGAGCGCGGCGGGACUUCCUGUUUGCCUGACCCGUCCUCCCAAGUUGGUGCUCCAUCCGCCGCCGGUCAGCAAGAGUGACAUCAAACCCGUGCCGGGCCUGGGCCACUGCUGUCGCAAAACCACCAAGAAGCAGGCCCGGAAAGGUAGGACUCCUGAGGAGGUGGUGAAGAGGUACCUUCAGAAAGUCCGCAAUCCCCCUGAGGAGGACUGCACCAUCUGCAUGGAAGUCCUGGCCGGCCCCUCCGGCUACAAAGGCCCCGGCGUGGGCGGCAUCUCCCGCGCCGAGUCGGUGGGCCGCCUGGCGCAGUGCGGCCACCAGUACCACCUGCAGUGCCUGGUGGCCAUGUACAACAACGGCAACAAGGACGGCAGCCUGCAGUGCCCCACGUGCAAAACCAUCUACGGCGUCAAAACCGGGAACCAGCCUCCCGGCAAGAUGGAGUACCACGUCAUUCCGCACUCGCUACCGGGACACCCCGACUGCAAAACCAUCCGCAUUAUUUACAACAUUCCUCCCGGCAUUCAGGGCCUGGAGCACCCAAAUCCUGGCAAACCCUUCACAGCCCGCGGUUUCCCGAGACACUGCUACCUCCCGGACAGCGACAAAGGCCGAAAGGUUCUCAGGCUGCUCCUGGUGGCGUGGGAUCGCCGCCUCAUAUUCUCCGUGGGCACGUCCAGCACCACCGGCGAGUCGGACACGGUCAUCUGGAACGAGGUGCACCACAAGACGGAGUUCGGCUCCAACCUGACGGGCCACGGCUACCCCGACCCGGGCCACCUGGACAACGUUCUGGAGGAGCUCAAGGCUCAGGGCAUCACCGAGGACGAAUGUCUCCCCCGGGAAUGAGGCAAACAUUAAACAGAUCACGUGGGAAAGAAAUCUUUUGAGGGAGGUCAGAAUCUUUUACCGUGAAACAGGGGUGGGGGAAGCUCGCAUUUGAUCUGGCCCGCCCGUCGAACCUCGGAGGAGCUGUUCAAGCCCCCAAACGGUCAUACACAGCCACCAUUUGUUUUAAGACGACAGCAUUUUGAAACCGUCCGUCACACGUUAACGUAGAGUCAAAAGCGGUACACCAAGGUGAAGUGCGUGUUUAGCGUUUUUUUUACAUUUUUGAAAUUUACAUUUAAGUUUUAUGCACAAAGGAUGCCACUAGCACCACAUUCCAACACCGUUUCGGAGUUAACGCGUUCGUCUGAACGUUUUUAGUAUUUACAUGAAAAUUUAAAAAAAUUCUGUUUUUACUCGGCCGUCAUGUAAAAUGUCAGACGCGUUUUAGUCCCUCCGUCACACAAACAACCCCCAAAAAAGAAACAUACUACUCAAAAGUAAAGUUCGCUUUUAUGGUUUUUAACAUUUUGGUGUUAUUGGCGUUUACGUGGAAAACGGCAAUGCUGUUGUUAUCAUUUGGCGUUCGUUGUUUCGGCUGUUACAUAGUGCCGCGUGCCUAAAGUUAGCGUCUGUCUGAAUAUUUUUCAAGACAUUUUUAGCAUUUACAUUUAAAAUGGUAACGCUCAAUUAGUGUUUUCAGGCUCCAAAAUGCUGAUGUCAUGUAAAAUAACCGACAAAAUGACAUUUUUAAUCCAUCUGUCAUGCGCUAACAUUGUGUCAAAAGAAGUACUUUGGAUGUUUGCGUCUUUGUGCCCAAAGACAUUGUGUUUUUUUUUUCUUCUUUAAUUCAGAAUCAUCUCUAUUUGCCAAGUAUGUCCCAAAAAUUCGGCUUUGAACAAACUUUUUGUUCACUCAUGAAGUGUUUGCAGGCGCCAAAUCAUAAAACCUCUCUCCUUUUUUUUUUUUUUUUGAAAUCUUACUUAAUAUUUACUCGUGAAUUCAUGAUGGUGCUGUGAGGACUUCCCCACCCCUGUCUUAAAGGAACAGUGGCAAACAUUUCACAAAACAAAACAAAAUCCACGAAAAGCGUUUAUCGACUGCAUGAUCUACGAUAUUGCGUUUUGACACCACUGUGCACAUCCAGUACAAGUCAGUGUUCAAAUUAUAACUUCAUACUGUUGCACGUCCACGUCGAGAAUGUAAGCGUCACCAUGGCGACUUCAUUUUGAGCAUGGACGUUUGCUGACCUCCAGAGUUACUCUUUGGCAACUACAUUCCAUUUGGUUCCAUUCAUCAGCUGUCAUGUGUUCGUAUUUUGAUUUUGUAUUGACUUGUUUUUAUAUUUAUUUAUUUUAGGUACAAAGAGGUAUUUCUUAGUUGUUUCUGUACCAUUUUUGUUAUUUUAUUGUCAUUUUCUGCUAUGAAAUGGUAUAUGUAACCAUUGAAAGCAUUUAUAUUUUAUGUAUGGAAGUAUGCACCUUGUAUGUUUGUUAUAUAUGUGCACAAAUUUACAUUAAAGUUUGUUUGUUUUUC
Phyllopteryx taeniolatus (common seadragon) is the source of this 3901-nucleotide messenger RNA. It is a transcript of the gene dtx4a, whose product is annotated as deltex 4, E3 ubiquitin ligase a. The transcript is spliced from 8 exons. NCBI's taxonomy places the organism in Eukaryota, Metazoa, Chordata, Actinopteri, Syngnathiformes, Syngnathidae. Gene Ontology annotation, biological process: protein ubiquitination; Notch signaling pathway. Gene Ontology annotation, molecular function: zinc ion binding; ubiquitin protein ligase activity. Gene Ontology annotation, cellular component: nucleoplasm. Bases 176 to 2386 code for a protein of 736 amino acids. The record is from RefSeq and is a predicted model, not a curated record.